Molecule: messenger RNA, 1818 nt
Organism: Cyphellophora europaea CBS 101466
Lineage: Eukaryota; Fungi; Ascomycota; Eurotiomycetes; Chaetothyriales; Cyphellophoraceae
Exons: 1
Coding region: 1-1818 (605 amino acids)
Molecular function (GO): protein binding
Source: RefSeq, a predicted model, not a curated record
AUGAAUACAGUUCAAGUCGUGCUCAAAGAUGCCUCCGACGACCCUGACACCUCCAGUGUUCUCUUGAACAGAGUCAUAACCCUGUCAGCGGAUAAUGCAUGGACGGUCAGAGUGGGCCGAGCGACUUCUACUGGUUCUGGUCCAACUGAAAAGAUUGACAAUGCCUGCUUCAAAUCCAGAGUGAUUUCCCGAGAGCAUGCUUACAUCUCUGCCAAUCCAAAGUCAGGUGCCGUCACGAUCGAAGAUGUGGGAUCUAUGCAUGGCACGCAUCUCUACCGCCAUAGACUGCAGCGAGACCAGCCCCGAGAUCUCGUCCAAGGGAAUGUCAUUGUCUUUGGCGCUGCAGUUGAUCGUGGACAACGUAAGUUCAUGCAGGCAUUCAUUCAGAAUAAACGCUUACGGUUCAAAGACACAUUCAAACCAAUCCAGGUACAAGUUCACUGGACUUGGGUUUACGAUCAGCCUUCGUCAUCCAUCUCAAUCGCAGCCUUGCCCAACAGCUUUACUGCACCGGAUGACUUGGAGGACGACGACGUCUACGAUCAUGGCUACUCCGACGAAGAUGUGAAUGAGGAAAAUGCUCACAGUGUCGACCCACCCCGCCGCUUUACUGUUCCCGAGUCGGACUACUCGGACGACCUCGUCAGCAUUAUCUCGGAUGAUUCUGCUAAUGAUCAUGAGUCACCCUCAUCGAGCCCCGUCGUGCUGCAAGAAGAAGUGACUCUUAUCAGCGAAAAGUCGGCCCAGCAUGCUUCGGACUUCGAAGGUCACGCCUCUCAACAUGCUCGACAAAUAUCUGAGGAGAUCGCUUCGCCUGCUCAACGACCUUGGCUGCAGUCGCAACUCCCGAAUGUCGCCGCACUCUUGGAGAAUGAGGCUGAACGCCUGAGUGCCGUCAAGCAUGCUCCGGUCUCCUGUUCCCAUGAAGACGACUACGGUGUCGGUGAUGAAGAGUCUGAAGGAGAAGAAGUAGACGAUUUCGAUGAGAUCGACGAAUUUGAGAGCCAAGAUCCUGCGCCCGCCGAGCCGAGCUUCAGCCUCGAGGUGCCAGUGGUUGCGAUGUCUCAACGUGAUCCAAGCCCAUCGGAUGCUGCAAUGGUCAAACCCACCACUGCCAUGUCCCGGGCGCCUCCAUUCGACCAACAGUCACCGCCUGUCCAAGAUGGCGCCGAGGUCAAGCCAGAGUCUGGCCUCCGAUCGGAUAAUGCGUGGGCCGGUCACAAUGCUGUACUUCACGAACCCCUUCCGCCUAUGAUGGCGCCCAUGUACGAUGCUUACUCGCCAAUUUCGAUGCCGGAUCAAGCCUUCGACCACAUGUAUCAAGUUGGCUACUACGCACCACCGUUUGCCAUUCCACCAACGACACCGGUCAUGCCUGCGGUCCUGCAGCGUCAGACUUAUCCGGCGCCUAGAGUGGGCCGCAAACGCAAAGCCUCCGAUAUGUCUGAGAUUGAUGAGGCAGCCACUCAUGAAGAAGCCGCGGCUAUGUUGAGCUCGGCCACUCCAGAGCUUGCCUCUGCUUCGACCGCGCCCUCUGAUGACUUGGCUACGGACGUCGAGCCCAAUGUUCAAGCGCCCGUCAUCACUGUCACCGAAACAGUCGACAGCAUCAAGUCACCACCACCCGCCGCUCUCGAGCCUGUCCGAAAGAAGCAGAAGAGAAGCACAGCCGACUCCGGUGCUCGUGCCCCGGGCGAUGGUCCAACCUUUGCUAAACUUGCGGGGACAGCUCUCGUUGGUGCAACUUUUGGGGCUACUUUUGGUGCCAUCGGUGUUAUUCUCGCUCUCGCUGCUCUUCCUCAGGAUUUCUUCGUGUGA